Phytophthora sojae is the source of this 1140-nucleotide messenger RNA. RefSeq lists its product as hypothetical. Gene Ontology annotation, molecular function: zinc ion binding. The record is from RefSeq and is a predicted model, not a curated record. NCBI's taxonomy places the organism in Eukaryota, Oomycota, Peronosporomycetes, Peronosporales, Peronosporaceae. The annotation marks the transcript as partial. The transcript has 3 exons.
AUUAUCAAACCGCAGCUGGACCAACUCGAAAACGCUCGUUCUCGUGAGCAGUUCUUUGCUCUGUCUGAAUUAGUCACUCAAAACUGGAGAGACCAACGCCAAAGGAGGUAUGCCAAGUGGUUUGAUGAGCAGUACCUCACGGACCCGUGGGACCUGUGGUUCAUCACCGCCAGCAACGUCGCUGGAAUAGUACCCAACCAGAAUCCAAUUGAAGCACACCACAGCGCUAUCAAAAAGGUAGCAGCAGGCCAUUUGCGAGCAGCGAUAUCGCAUGUCUUAGCCGUCACUUUGCCAAAGAUAGUGAUUCACUGCGGCCGCGAUACAAAUACCGAGUUCUUGUGGCCGUUUGCAUCAGGUCCCGUUGAUGAAAAAGUGUAUCAAGCUGCCAAACGGCUCUGUGAACCUGGCAAUCACUACCCAUGCCACGAGCGGAUGUCUAAGCGUGAAAUCGCCAACAUCAACCGCUACUACUUCAAUGGAGACUAUUACCUCAUUCACGAUGAAAAUCUGUACGGGCAAAAGGUCGUGAACAGCAUCCAACUAUCGUACCAGUCCCACGCUGUGGAUAUUCUAUCGCGAACUCCUAUUGAACACGACUGGGCUUCUCCCAUGUGGACAAUUGAAGAGAUUCGGGCCCUGCGAAGCAAAUUUAAAUGCGACUGUAAAGAGUUUUACCAAACGGGAUGGCUGUGUGGGCACGUUAUGGCGUGCUUAAAACUCGUUGAUGGCUUGGACUUUUCGCUGAUGCUACGAGGCUUGCUGAUGAGACGCCCAUCCGGUCGACCAAGAAAGAAAAAACAGUGUCUUGAGCGUGAAAAGCCAUCACCUGGCCAGUACAGUGUCGAUGCUCUCAUUUCCCGGCUCAUUAAAACUCCUGCGAGCGUUAUCAAUUGGAGCGUGCUCAGCACAUGGCCAACUAAGAACCGGGAUGGCGAAAUCGAAGAUCGAGACUUUGUGGGGGUAGUGGACCCUCCCUUUAUGAAAGGUGGGGCUCGCUAUUGGGACGUUUACUACGAGAAACGCAGUGAAACGGUGACCAUGGCAGCCGAGGAGCUCGCCAACGCGAAUAACUACGCACAUCGGAUGGGGCAUCACAUUGUUCCCCCCCCGGGAAUUGAAAACAAGCAGGAAGUCGCUUAA